CAGUGCGAUACGGUCGAUAGAAGCAAGCCACGUAGUGGUUGCAUUGAAUUGCGGUAACGACGCUACCGCAUGGCAUAUGAGGGUCACCCCUUAGCACUACGGAUCGCUUUACGCGCUUCUCCCCUCGACAUCGGAACGAGCCUGUUCAUACUUCAUUCUGUCCGUGGAUGCUGAAGAAGUUACAACCACGUGAACGGAACGUUACAAUUAAUUUCGGAAUGUUUAUCGUGGAGUGUUUAAUAUUACAGUAAAACCUUACUGUAAUAUGUGAUGCAAAGAAUAAUUUUUAUACUAUGAAAAAAUUAUGUGUUCACGAUAUAUGUGAUUUAUACACAAUUAUAUUAAUCGUUUUACACGAAGAACGUGUAUUGUAAGUAAUUGCUGACGGAAAGUUUUUGCGGAAACAUUUAAUAAUUUUACUUUUGCAAUUCCAUUGAAUCUUGUUCAUUGUCGACCUUGAAGAUAUAAUAGCCGGAAAUUUUACGUAUUUAUAUGAGAUUCUAAGACUCAUUACUUGCAAACUUGGAAAACAAAGGUGUUUUCAGGGUGUAAAGAAUCUUUAACGAGACCGCAGACAACUGUCGAAGAAAUCGGAACCGACCGAUUCAUCAUAGUCACAUGCAUCCUUUUAUCUGCAAGUUAAACAAUUGAGACAUACAGUAGAAAAGAUUUUGUAUAGAUCAGUCGUUUCAGAAUUGGAACCACGAAGUGGAACCGUAAUACAACCGCGAUAUAAACCUAAGGCAAAAAGAAGGUGAAAGAGCCAUUGAAAAAAUACGAGAAAGAAGUAUAAUACAAAUAAACACGCUUGAACGAACAUCAGCCAGCUAUAACGUCUCAUACAAAUAGAAGCGUUACAAUUACCGUGACAUUGGCUACUGCUGUGAAAAUUGUUUACGUAUAUCAAGCAUCGAUAUUAGGACACUUUAUGAAUUCACGUCACGAUUCUUUGAAUCGUGACACGAGGAAUCGCUGACCUUAGAAAGAGACACGUUCCUCUCUUAUUUUUAGUUCCGAAUCAUUGAAUGAUAAAUUGUGAUUUGCAUCAAGAUUCACACCCCGAAUGUAUCUGCUGAGUCAAGAUAAUGCCGUCUAUGUCAAAAUUUCUAGAUUUCUUUUCCACGAGAUAUCGUGAAGAUAACUUCGAGUCAACUUGAAGAGAUUACGUGCAUGGACUACAAAGUGCAACUUAAAGGGUGCAAACUCGAAGACGUGAAUGUAGAGACAUUUGCAAAGUAUCGAUCGACCUGUAUCUUGAAGAGGAUGCUCCCUUCGAUCUUGUAGGGAGCGGAAUUCUCGUUGUAGUCACGUGGAAAGCAACGAUAGACGCAGCGAAAAGAGAAACGAGGAGAGAAACAUUUUCCAACGGGCGACAUUACGUUGCCGUCAUGGAAAAUCGAUUCGCCGCCACCGACCACCCCGCCACAACCACCCGCCGCAGUGCAAUGACCUCCAAACCGGGAAGAUCCUAUAGCGUGAGGUCUCCGCGAAUCGGAGGUCCUCUUUCGCAAUCGCUGGCUAUGAUCCCUCCAACCAUGCAUGGGCAUGAGUUCAAUCAACCCUUGUCGAGGGUGGUCAUGGUCCGUAAAACGGAUCAAAGGACAUUCAGUAAAGGAAGACGAGGUGGUGAACCGCUUCUGGAAACUGUUACCAGGGAAACUGUCGAACUCUUUAAUGGCGGUCGAGCCGAAAGGAAGUAUACCUCCGAAACAAGGGAUAUCGUUACACCAAAGUCUAGCAGCAUCUUGGAGAGUUACAAUCAGUCUUCUUCCUCUGGGCGCGACGUAACAAAGGAAACUAACAACCUUUCUUUUGCGGCGACCAUGGCCGUGGACGCGUUGCAGAAACUCGUAGGAAGAAGGAAGUCGAGGACAGAUUCAGUAAGAUCGAAGUCUCCGUUGACGGCAUCGCCAGCAUCACCGGGUCCUUUGUCGAAUUCCUUGCACGGUAGUUUCCAUGGUAGUCUAGGAAGCGAUGGCAUGUCUUGUAGCAGCGCUAGGUCCUCUUCGGCAUCUCCCGAUUCUGCGAGAUAUUCGUCCUCACAGAUAACAAAGAUUGACACACGUAAACCGUCUGUACGCAGAUCGGGACCUCCGAAGGAAUUUAUUAACGUCUGUCUCGACACGCAUAAUUUCUACCGAUCGCGACAUGGAGUACCGCCGUUACGACUCAGCAAGCAGCUGUGCAAAACAAGUCAAGACUGGGCUAAUAUAUUGGCCGCUAAAGGUAGAUUAGAACACAGGGCGAAUAUUGACUAUGGAGAGAAUCUCUAUUGUAUGUGGAGCUCCAAUCCAAAGACAGUCAUCGGUGGCGAAGAGCCGGUGAAUGAAUGGUAUGCUGAAGAAGCUCAACAUCAAUAUGGAAAGGAGCCUACAACGUUGAAGACUGGUCACUUCACACAAGUGAUCUGGAGGGACAGUACUGAGUUAGGGGUGGGAAUGGCUAGAAAUCGAAAUGGCGAAGUCUAUGUUGUGUGUAAUUACAAUCCCGCUGGAAAUUUCUUAGGCAGUUUCACGGAGAAUGUUCUUCCACCCGUGGAUGCAAGUCCUACGAAACGGAUUAAUUUUACUGAUCUAAAACAACAUUAUAUAGACGAGCAAACGUGGCAGCAGGAGGCCUUACUGGUUCAUAAUGAGUAUCGAAGAAAGCAUCGCGUACCGGAUUUAAGAUUAAGUCCGGAAUUAACAGCAGCUGCCAAGGCCUGGGCAAAUACGUUGCUAAACACAAAUAAACUCGUACCUCAAUCGUCGUCUCCGUAUGGCGAAAAUAUUUAUUCAAUGCAGUGUUCUGAUCCUAAACUGAUCGUUUCCGCACGUGAAGUCAUUUCAAAGUGGUAUUCCGAGAGGAAAGAACAUAAAUUUAGUAUCGAGCCAAAAGUUCUUAACACAUGCCAUUUUACGCAAAUUGUCUGGAAAAACACAACCGAAAUGGGUAUUGCAAUGGCCAAACGAGAUGGUUCAUGUGUUGUAGUGGCAUGUUACCAUCCGAGAGGUAACAUAGUAGGACAGUUUACUGAAAAUGUACUGAAGCCUAUAAAAAGUGUCUAUUAGCUGGACUCAUUUCUGUCGAUAAUGUAUUUAAAUCUUGUAUUUAUAAUGUAUUAAGCAGAUGAACGAUGUUACGCAUAAUAUAUAUGUAAUGUAUAUAGGACACUUGUGCAUAAACACGUAUAAUAAACAUUCCACA
Mycetomoellerius zeteki is the source of this 3186-nucleotide messenger RNA. RefSeq names its product probable pathogenesis-related protein CaO19.6200. The transcript is spliced from 9 exons. Bases 1389 to 3050 code for a protein of 553 amino acids. NCBI's taxonomy places the organism in Eukaryota, Metazoa, Arthropoda, Insecta, Hymenoptera, Formicidae. Gene Ontology annotation, cellular component: extracellular region. The record is from RefSeq and is a predicted model, not a curated record.